Prunus armeniaca (apricot) is the source of this 522-nucleotide messenger RNA. The record is from the annotation of a GenBank genome assembly. NCBI's taxonomy places the organism in Eukaryota, Viridiplantae, Streptophyta, Magnoliopsida, Rosales, Rosaceae.
AUGUCUCCAAUUCUUUCUUCCUUUGUUAUAUCAAGCAUCAAGCAGAUGGAUCUUUUUUCUUCAUGGUUAGGGCUCCACUUUGGUAUCCCAUUGUCAUCCACUUCCUUUAGAAUCACAACGAGGAAGCGAGGAAGUGACCCCGAAACCGCAACUGAGUUGUUCAAUCUUCGCCAUGCUUCUUUGAGGAAUGUAAUUGAGAGGAUAUUUGGGAUAUUUAAAUCAAGAUUCACAAUUUUCAAGUUAGCACCUCCAUUCCCAUAUAGGACUCAAGCAGAGCUUGUGUUAGCUUGUUCAGGACUACAUAAUUUUCUUCGUAGGGAAUGUCGUUCUGAUGAAUUUCCUAUUGAACCAGAGAACGAGUCUUCAUCAUCUUCACCAUUACUAGGGAAUGAAGGAGAUAAUGUGGAACAAGUUUUUGAAACUCAAGAACAACAACGAGAGAAUGCUAAUGAAUGGAGAGUUGGUAUAGCUUCUGACAUGUGGAGAAAUGCCAUGCAAGAUAAUAACGGAACUCAACAGUAA